UUCACUACUAAAUAGAGUCAGAUGGUGAAAGGGCCACCGUGACAGGUCUGCAAUCAAGAAGAGAGAAGCUGAAAGUUCUUGGAAAAGAGAUAAACUUCUCAUCAAAACACAACGUGUAAUUCUUGUCACGCUUAAAUUACAAUAAAUAUAAGAUAUGGAAGACUUUACCGUUGAGUUAGACCCAGAAACUCAACUUUAUUGUACGUUGUAUCUAUUUAUCAAUGUGACGAAUGUCCACGAAAUACGUGAAAAAAUUGUAGGUGGUAAACUAUAUUGUUGCGUAACGAAAGCUUCUCUCAUGGUAGACGCUUUACAAGCAGUGAUAGCUGUCAAUAAAGCUGUCCUGAACGCUAAGCGAAAUUGUAUGACCACCAAACAUGUGUAUACAGAAAUCCUGUUUUGCUUGUCGUUGUCCAAAAAUAUAUCACGCUCUUUGAAUGAAUUCGGUAUCAGUGACAGUGACAAGAAUAUCGUAGUGAUAUUGAUACACAAGCACGAUGAAAAACAGACAAUAUCAGCAGAUAUCUUGGAUAGUAUUAAAGGUGAAAGAAUACCUGUUUCCAAGAUACAGGAGUUUACUGAUUUAGAUCUUAUAAAGAAAACUUACAAAAUCAACGAGGACGAGUUGCGUAUUUCUAAUAUUACUGAUGCCAUUGUAUCAAGAAUUAGUUGCAAAGAUUUUAUGUUAAUAAAGUGAAGAUUAAGAAAUAAAGCAAAGCAAUAUCUUUGACAUAUAUAAAUACAAAUUGUUAUUAAGAUGGAAAACUUUAUUUCAUAUAUAGUUUAAGUAUAUAUAGAAUAUAUAAUACAUAUUUAUUGGCCAAUAAAAACAACUUGUGUACUUGCA
Messenger RNA from Odontomachus brunneus, 847 nucleotides. Its product is annotated as EKC/KEOPS complex subunit TPRKB-like. The record is from RefSeq and is a predicted model, not a curated record. Gene Ontology annotation, cellular component: EKC/KEOPS complex; cytosol; nucleus. The transcript is spliced from 2 exons. NCBI's taxonomy places the organism in Eukaryota, Metazoa, Arthropoda, Insecta, Hymenoptera, Formicidae. Bases 155 to 697 code for a protein of 180 amino acids. Gene Ontology annotation, biological process: tRNA threonylcarbamoyladenosine modification; telomere maintenance via recombination.